This is a messenger RNA of Aspergillus ruber CBS 135680, 1923 nucleotides long. RefSeq names its product oxidoreductase, short-chain dehydrogenase/reductase family. Lineage: Eukaryota; Fungi; Ascomycota; Eurotiomycetes; Eurotiales; Aspergillaceae. The record is from RefSeq and is a predicted model, not a curated record. The coding region runs from base 1 to 1923 and encodes 640 amino acids. The transcript is spliced from 3 exons.
AUGGAGGAAUCGAAGCCGGACUGCUCGGGUUUGCUUUCGGUACACCAAUACCGGCAGCGUCUCUGGCAAGAUGACGAGAGCUGCAGUUCAGAUGGCCAUGGCGUGAAGGUGCUGCAGCACAACAACGGUGCUUCUAAUCCCAACCAGACGCCUUCUCUGUCAGCGACGUCAAGCCCGCCGCCUCUCUCGCCGUCAUAUUCGUUAAGUAUUGCAUCGCAACGCAGCGAACAGGAGCUGGAAGCUUUGGAUGGUUUUCUUUGUAAGUGGGACAAUACAUUUCGCGAUAGAUUAAGGAAACCAUCUCUUACCCGAGAGUCGUCACUCCGCAGCACCCAUACCAAGACGCAAUCAGAUUCGGUCCUCACGGACCUGAAACAGGCCAAGGCGACAAUGGUGCACCAGGGAACGUCCUUUGAGAUACUGAACCCGCAUGAAUCGCUUAACUUUGCCCGCAUCGUUUCUUAUAUCGAAGAUGUGGAUAUGGAUGACUUCUCGUGCGCUUCGUCAGAUUAUAAACGAGAGUCAUUCUUAUCUGCCAGCACCAUCAGCACAAGAGUCUUGAAAUCAGAAAGGGAGGUUGCGCCAUUGGAUGUGCCUGAUAAUGAGCCAGAGACAAACGGCAAUACUGGCAAUGAAGAGGUGCAGGUACAUUCAGAUCUGGUGGGCGAACCUCCUCAUACACCAAUGCCGUCAAUUUCGGAGCGCUUGGAGAGCAGUGAAGAUGGUGCAUCGACGCAUGGAUCCCGUUCCGAAACACCAGCAUCUAGCGACCUGGGUGAACCAGGGCCAUGCGAAGAGGAUGGUAUCGUCGUCAACGAACCAGGACAGGUCUCCAACGCACCGAAAGAAGUUCCUUCCAUCACAUUGGAGCAGGCUCCUUCGAAUGUGCCCAAGCAAAUGCCCAACAAGCCCGGACAAAAACCUCAGCCCCAGAAACGUUUCUACCCGGAUCCAUGGCCGUUGACCUGCAACAUAAUAACCACCCAAUCCCUCCAUAACACCCUCCCCCACAAAACAAUCCUUAUAACCGGCUGCUCCUCAGGCCUAGGCACCGAAACUGCCCGUGCCCUCGCCAAAACGGGCGCAACCCUCUUCCUCGGCGUCCGCGACAUGCUAAAAGGCAGACGCACACUAUCAGAUAUCCUCGACGGAUCACGGGUCCGCUUGCUACGCCUCGACCUCUCCAGCUUCACGAGUAUUCGCCAUGCAGUGCACGAGUUCCUGAAACAUGCUAGUUAUCUACAUGUCCUGAUAUGCAACGGGGCCGUCAUGGCGACCCCCCGCGAACAAAAGACAGAAGAUGGGUUUGAGAUGCAAUUCGGGACGAACCAUCUCGGCCACUUCCUUCUCUUCCAGCUACUACUGCCUGUCAUGCUGCGCUCCGUUGACCACGAAGCCGGCGAAGCAGUCCGCGUCAUCGGCGUAACUUCGUCAGCCCACCGCCGUCUUGGAAUCCAAUUCCACGACCUCAACCUCCAAUCCACGCACCUCGAUCCCACCGAGGUGCCCAAACUAGCAUACGCCCAGUCAAAGACAGCAAAUAUCUACAUGAUGAACGAGAUAUCACGACGUUUCGGGUCCCGCGGCGUGCAGGGUCUCUCCGUGCACCCGGGUAACGUCUUUACCGGCCUGCAGAAAUACAUCGAUGAAGCUGUUCUUGAGGAAUGGAGGCAGCCGGAGAUGAAGCAGCAUUUGAAGAGCGUGGAGCAGGGUGCUGCGACGACAGUGCUUGCUGCUGUUGGGCGGGAGUACGAGGGUGUGGGCGGGGAGUAUUUGGAGGAUUGUAGAGUUGGGGGGAUGGUGGAGGAGGGGUAUCGGAGUUUUGACCCGGGGUUUGAGAGACAUGCUUUUGAUGAGAUGGGGGAGGGGAGAUUGUGGGAGGUUUCGCUGGGGUUGGUUGGGCUGGAAGGGGAUCAGGCGUAG